Messenger RNA from Mya arenaria, 4617 nucleotides. RefSeq lists its product as uncharacterized. The transcript is spliced from 2 exons. Gene Ontology annotation, biological process: proteasome-mediated ubiquitin-dependent protein catabolic process; protein polyubiquitination. Bases 162 to 1841 code for a protein of 559 amino acids. The record is from RefSeq and is a predicted model, not a curated record. NCBI's taxonomy places the organism in Eukaryota, Metazoa, Mollusca, Bivalvia, Myida, Myidae. Gene Ontology annotation, molecular function: ubiquitin protein ligase activity; protein binding; zinc ion binding.
ACUUGUCACAGCAAUGCCUGCUCACAAUAAUGUGGAUUUUUUGUAUAAUGGCGGUAUUGUAAUCACUGUAAAAUAUGAUAGUGUUGAUAUCUGUAACAGUCUGUUUAACUAGACAUUUUUGAGUUGAAAUAAACUGUAAUUUGACCAGAAGAAGACAAAGAAUGGCCUCUGGAAGGUCAUCUAUUUACAAGGGAUCUGACCUGAUUCAUGACUACAGUUGUUCAAAGUGUGAGGAAAAUGACCUUAACACUGAAGCCCAGCACUACUGUCCAGAGUGUGAACACUAUCUGUGUGACAAGUGUGUAAAUUUACAUAAUGGAUAUCAUAACAAACAUACCGUCUACGGCCGUGGAGACAUUCAGAAGUGGGCUGGGUUCUCCUUGGACAGAUGUGACCUACAUGACAAGCUGAAUGUCCACUGUGAUGACCACCAGGAACUUUGCUGCAGUGUCUGUGUGGCUCUAAACCACAGGUUGUGUAGCAGCAUCAGUCAUCUGCCGGAUAUGGCCAAGGGCUUCCUGAACACAGCAGAGUUCAAGCAGCUGCCAGCAGCAGUUGACAAGAUGAGGAGCAGGCUGGAUGAGCUCAAGAAUGCAAGGAUGAAGGACCAAGCAUCACUUAAGGUCUCAUACAAGAAUAUCGUAGCUGAAAUCAAGGCUUUCCGCAAAGAGAUAAACAAAAUCCUAGACAAGCUUGAGAAGAAGACAGUUGAACAGUUAGAUGGGCUGAUGGAAGAUUUGGAAAAGACUAUCAAAGAUGAUAUACAAUCUUGUGCAAAUAUGAAUGGCCAACUCAAGAUCAUGAUGGAAAAGCUCCAGCAGAUAACUGGAAAACACAAGGAGACCAGUUCUUACAUUGGAUUCAGAAUAUGUCAGACCAAGUUGAGUGAAGCCAAGAGCACCAUGCUAGAAAUAAAGAAAAGCCCAACAAAAAGAAUAAGUUUCUUAUCUAAUGAAAGUUUAUUGCCAUUUUUCAGAAACCUGAACAUUCUUGGAAAUGUUGACAGUAUUAUUUCCAUGCCAAUACAAACAGAUUGUGAUCACGUGUACAAGACUCAAGGUUCAAGCCGCUAUUCUGUUAGAAUAAAGAAGGAUGUCCAAAUCUGCCAUAUAGUGGGUAUAUGUGAGUUGCCAAGUGGAGAGGUGGUUGUUGCUGAUAGUGGAAACAGCAGAGUGAAGCUUCUGAAUAACCAGUACAAAGUCAUUGAUCACUGUGAUCUUCCUUCUUAUCCUGAACACAUGUGUCUCACUGAAAGUCAUGAAAUACUUGUAGCUAUAGAUUGUGUGACUUUGCAUGAGAUUCACUUCUUCUCGGUGAACAGAGGGAAGCUACAGACAGUGAGAAAGUUCAGCACAAACCACCAAUGCCUUUCUAUUGCCAACAACCAGGGCCAGCUGUAUGUGGGCAACAAAAAAAUCCUGUACCAGUACACCAUGAAUGGAGAUUUUGUAAAGGAGAUUUAUAUAAGCAUGUCUUUUGGUUGUUCAGUAUGCAAAUGUGCUGUAAGUCUAGAUGGUGAGAAAGUUUAUGUAACAAGUUAUGAUAAGAAUGAAUUAAUAACACUGGAUAAAGAUGGUCAAAUGCUGUCUACUUUAGAAGAUCCUGAACUUCAGGGACCCUGGGGACUGUGUGUCAGCCCAAGUGGCCAUGUGUUUGUGUGUGGGAGUACGUCUCACACUGUGUUACAGGUGGACAGAGAGGGGAGAAAGAAGCUAACCACAGUCACCAGGAGGGCUGAUGGCUUGUGUUUGCCUUUGUCAGUGUGCUUCAGUGAACAAACCUCCAGCCUUAUUGUUGGAAACCAUGGUCAGGAUCAAAUAAUUGUUUACAAGACAUGUUAAAACAGUGAGAAAGAUUAAGCAAGAAUGGCAUUGGUACUUUAAUGCUGUCUUCAAUUUGCAUUAUUCACUGUAUGUGAUUAACAGCGCUGUCUUAUAUAAUGUUUUUAAUAUUGUACAUAUAAAUGUGUGUCCAGUAGUUAUAUUAGUAUGUAUAUUAAGUUUAAGCAAUAAAGUGUGAAUAAAACAUGGUCAUAAAAGUAUACAGUAGUAUAUAAGAGUAGAAAUCUUAAUUUUGUGCUUUUUUUCUCUCCAUUUCUUGGUGAUUUGUAAAAAUAUACUGUUUAUAAUCAAGAGUUAUCAUGGAUCAACAGUGUGAUAUAUUCAAAUGAAAUGAAUUUUUAUGAAAUAAUGUGUUAUUGGGUUACGAUAUAUAUGUUCAAAAAGCUUAAUGUAUUUAUUUAUACCAAUAUAAGUGAUAAGUGAAAUUUAAGUGAGAAUGCAUGUUUACAAAUGUGUGAACUCAUACAGAUGUAUGAAAAGAGUCUCGACGCAGAAGGAAUGUGAAAGCAAAUUAACAUCCUUACACAAGAACUGAAUAAGUGCAUUUCUGGUGCUGAUUACUAUUGCUUUCUGUUCGGCAAAAGUACUUCAUUUCCAUUCGCUUUUCAUUGUUUUUCUGCUGUACAUUUGCAUCAAAAACAGUAGUAAAUACCUUGAAAUGAAUCAAAUCACUUAGGAAACAAAAGGUGGCCUAAACCCCUUUAUCAUGCAAAGGGUAUGAAUCUCUUAUACUCAAAUAGACCCAUGGCUUUUUUUUGUAUGACUGCCGAGUAUCAGCUGUAGGAAUCCCCAAAUUAAUAAAGAUAUUUCGCUGUCUGUUUCAAAAGUAUGUUAUUGUAAUUGCUGAAAAUUUCAAAAUCAGAUGAUGUAUGAGGCUCAAAUUCAUGGGGAUUUUGAAUCACACUUAUAUAUGAUUUGUUUACCUUUUCGUUGCGAACAGCAAUUUCUGUAUACCAGUACAUGUUUAUCAUUUAUGGAUAUAACAAAAUUCCAAAGCCCGAUUUUAGGCCUUCUAUGUUGUAUGUAAAAUUCAAUGCUUAUCAUGAAUCCUGGUUAAUUAAUUAUGAUAUGCCGGAAUGAAAAAACUACCCAAAAAUGUUUUUUUCAUUUUUUUCACACUGUUGUUUUCGCACGAUUAUGAUUUAUUUACUUGCAAUUGCAUGGCUGUCAUGCCAAGAAUCAAUGAAUUCCUGAAACUAAAAAAUGUGUCCACACAUCCCUAUAUGUACACAAUUGUACAAUCCUAUAUCAAAAAGCUUCAAAUAGAAUAACGGUAUUAGCCAAAAGAAACACAGCUUUUGCUUUAUUCCAGAAAACAGCAACUUUUGCAAAGCAGUUUCGUUUUUAAUAAAAAUGCAGCUAUUGAUAUUAUUAGCUAAAAUUGCACAGCCUUUGCCAACAGCUGCACUUUUUAUCAGAAAAGUACAGCUUUUGUAAAGCAGAUUCAUUUUCCUAGUGAAAGGUCCAUCCCUAUUUAUCUUUUAGAUUAAUUAAAAAACAGCUGAACAACAUGUAUACAUUUGGUGGGUUUUCUUCAAAAAAUGUUACCUGAUGAUAAGAUUUAAAAGUAGAAGAAAUUUUAUUGCAUGAGAAUAAAUGACCUAGAGGAAUGAAUGAAAUAUAUAUAACCUUAUUGUACUUUGAUGAAAUACACCUAAGGUAAGCAGCCGAAAUAUGAAUAGUAAAUUCUGAUGUCUUUACCUUUUAGAAAACUAUCAGAGAUUACUGUAAGUGUGUAUUUGAGAAGACGAAGUGUUAUUUAUCCGAAAUGUGAAACUUGUUAUUUAUUAUAGUGAUUUGCACAAACAAUGUUUUGAAUUUAUAGUCUAUGCUAACUUGCAUGAACAUACGAAAUUUUAUCAGCUUUGGGGAAUUACAGACCUGUUGGGGUGGGUGCAAGCUUUUGUAAAUAUGUUAUAACUAUGUUAUGAAUGUAUUGCAUAUGUCACAAAAAUAAACAGCUUCUUUACUUACCUUUUUGUAUAAUAAGUUAUAUUUUGCUGCAUGUUUUAGUUCGAAAUACACUCAUCGUUUAUCAGGAAAUUGCUUUAUCUCCUGAUAUAAAGAAUUCCCUGGAUAUAAGGAACAAGUUUGGCCUGUCCCAUGGAUCUUGUUAUAAGCAGUGUUUAUUGUAUUUCUUCUAUAAAUUUUAUUCUAUUGUAUUCAUAACUAUUUUUGGUAUCAAAAUGAUGCUUUUAUCUUGUUUUAUUUUACCACGUGUUUCCACUUUUGCCAGACAACAUAACUAUCUUAUAACUUCAUCUGAUGUCAAAUACUAAUAAACAUUCUAAUAAAUUCUUCUUUCAAACCACUGUGUUAGCUUUGCCAAUAUUACCAGCUUAUUAAUUUUAGUACUCAUGUUGAACAAUUGUGAACCCUGUUGUCUGACGCGAACAAUUUCUUUAAAUGAAAUCUUCUCCUGAACUGUUUAGCCAAUUUCGGUGCCUAAAGGUAACUUGCAUUUUCCUCUUUUGCCAGAUGGAUCAGCCUGAAAAAAUCUGACAAAAGAUCCCUGAGUGUGACCUUUACCUUUGACCCACAGACAUGGAUCUUUGACGCUGCCUGCCUUUUACUCAUGGUGAACAUCUGUGCCAAGUAUUUUAAAUCCACCAAUGCAUGGCCAAGUUACAGCCCUGACCAGGAUUUUGACAAGUGACUUGAAUGUGAGCUAAUCUUUGACCUACAGUUAUGAGUCUUUUAUGCGUUACAACCUCUUCUAACGAAUGACAGUUAUUUUAAACUCCUCCUCUGCAUGGCCAAGUUACAGCCUGGACGA